Molecule: messenger RNA, 4100 nt
Organism: Hypanus sabinus (Atlantic stingray)
Lineage: Eukaryota; Metazoa; Chordata; Chondrichthyes; Myliobatiformes; Dasyatidae
Product: rap1 GTPase-activating protein 2-like
Exons: 23
Coding region: 541-2748 (735 amino acids)
Biological process (GO): activation of GTPase activity; regulation of small GTPase mediated signal transduction
Cellular component (GO): plasma membrane; cytoplasm
Molecular function (GO): GTPase activator activity
Source: RefSeq, a predicted model, not a curated record
UGUCGUGUCACCGUGGCAACCCACCGGCAGAAAGUGCAGAGACUAGGUACGGGAUAAUUCUGGUAGGUUAGACGUGCAGUCAGCUGCAAGUGUGCACGAGUCACACAACAGUUAAUGUACCUAAAUCCAUAACACCGGCUCACUUCCACAGAAAGUGGUCAUUCUGACAGAAAGGAACGUCACCUGCCCGGACAAGUAUGCUUGUGUGACAGACUUCUCAGCUGAAGGCUGUAGACUGGAACUGUGUCUAUCUGCGAACUGUAUGAAAAUCUGUUGGGGCAGAGUGAAUUGCCAGCCCUCUGCAAGCUCCUGAUCCCAGGAACCAUGAGAGACACGGCUGCAGCUAGUCAGCCAGGUGACUUGAAGGUCACUUGAGGUGCAGGAGAACGAAAGACAGUGGUGGGGGGAAGUGGAAGAAAAUACACAAUUGUCCGACUGGGGGCAGAAGACACAGGACCUGCGAGGCGUUGUGGGCUGGAGGAACAUACACUCUCACUCAGGCCACGGGAGUGCGAGCUGGAAACCGCAAGGAAACCAGACAUGGCCGAGAAAGGUGACAGGGCGCCCUCGAGAAAGGCAGGACUCCGAGCUGCUGUGGUACUGAUUGGGUUGUUGCACAGAUCACGAAGAGAAAAGGACCGAAGGAAACAAGAGAUAGCCAACGGGGCCGACAUGAGCACAGUGGAACCACACCUGUCACCACCUCACACUGCUCCCCCCUCCACAAGGUCCACUGAGUUUUUCGACAUGCUGGAAAAGAUGCAGACUCCAAAACCAGAUGAGCAGAAGGCCAAGAGCAAUAGACAAAAGGAUGAUUACAUCCCAUAUCCCAGUAUUGAUGAGGUAAUAGAGAAAGCAGGGCCCUAUCAGUCCAUUAUCCUCCCCCAGUUUGGAGGUUACUGGAUAGAAGGAAUCGAGACUGUCACCACGCCAACGUCAUCGGAGAGCAGCUUCUGCGAGGAGGAUGCGGUAGAGAAUCUAAGCCCCAGCACAUAUGGUUACAAACUGGAAUGUAACAGCACAGCCAGAGUCUACAGAAAGCACUUUCUUAACCAGGAUCAUUUGAAUUUUUACACCACGUGCAGUGUUCAUGGAAACCUGGUAGUUUCUGUGAAAUACGAAGAUAAUGAUGGGCAAGAAUAUCUGCAGAUAAUCCUCAGAUCCAAGUCCAAAACAAUUUAUGAGCGACUUCCUCUGACUGGAGUUCCACAACUUCCGAGUAUUCCAAUCCUUGCAAAGCUCCUAUGUGAUGAUGUGACCUGCACUAAAUUCUCUCCUGUGCUUUAUCCCAAGGCAUCACAGCUAAUCGUCGCAUAUGAUGAACAUGAGAUCAACGACAAAUUCAAGUUUGGUGUGAUUUAUCAGAAGGCCAGACAGACGACAGAAGCAGAACUCUUCGGGAACAAUGAGGAAAGCCCAGAAUUUAAAGAAUUUCUUAACUUGCUGGGAGACAUUGUGGUGCUCCAGGAUUUCAAAGGGUUCCGAGGAGGCCUCGAUGUCGCACAUGGUCAGACCGGGUCUGAGUCCAUCUACACUGUCUUCAAAGACCGAGAGAUAAUGUUUCAUGUCUCCACUAAGCUGCCCUUCACAGAGGGAGACACUCAGCAGCUACAGAGGAAACGGCACAUAGGCAAUGACAUUGUGGCACUCGUGUUCCAAGAGGAAAACACCCCUUUCGUUCCAGAUAUGAUCGCUUCAAACUUCCUUCAUGCCUACAUUGUGGUACAGCUCGAGGCCUCCAGUCCAAGUGAGACAACUUAUAAGGUUUCAGUAACCGCUCGUGAGGGCGUUCGUCACUUUGGCCCUCUACUGCCAAGCCCUCCAGUGUUUAAGAAGGGCCCCGAGUUCAGAGAGUUUCUGCUCACGAAGCUCAUCAACGCGGAGUCGGCCUGCUACAAGUCUGAGAAGUUUGCAAAGCUGGAGAACCGCACCCGGGCAGCAUUGCUGGACAACCUGUAUGAGGACCUUCAUAAUCAGUCACAGGCCAUGUUGGGGCUGGGCCCUGAUGAAGAGAAGAUGGAAAAUGACACCCACGGAGGAUUCCUCGAGUCUUUCAAGAGGGUAAUUCGUGUCCGGAGCCACUCGAUGGAGACGAUGGUGACGAGCCACAAGAAGCACCACAGCGGAGGGUUACCAGGCAGCCAGAGUGGUGGAAUCCCGCACAGCGUGAUGGAGAUUAUCAAGCACCCUCCCAAUCAAGUAAAACUCCUGAAAAGUCCAGUGAAAAGGAGGUCGGCCCUCUUUCCCCGAACCCAUGGAAACUCAGAUGGUCAGUUGGACAGCAGGCCACGCUGUGAAAGUAUGUCGAGUUUGUCGAAGGCUCCAGAGAGUGGCCAGAUCUCACCGGACAUCAAAUGGGAAACGUCCUCCAACCCCAGCUCACCCGAAAUGGGCCCCAACAAAGACAGCAGGCCCUUCAUCAAGCUCAGGGAGAAUGGCAAGGGCAACAUCUCCCGCUCGUCCUCCAGUACAAGCAGCUUCAGCAGCACGGCAGGCGAGAGUGAAACGAUAGAGGAAUACGAGACCAACAUGGGCAGCCAGCCAUCGACGGCAUCUCCUUUCCGACAGGACGUCUUUGUCUAUGGCGGUGAAAUCCAGGGUGGCUCGAGCCACGUCAGCUCAUGCAAGAGCCCCACAGACACAAUGAAGUGUAAAACCUCUCCAAGAACUACCUUGAAAUUCCGAUUUGAGAAACUUCACCAGAGCUCAAACCCACUGUUGGGAGCUUGUCCUUCGCCACAAAUGUAGCUGCAGCAGGCUCAUGGCCUCCGCACCUCGAGCUGCUCCCACCCUUCCUGAAUCUGAAGCGGCCCAUUCUCCACCCAAGGCAGAAGGAGAUGGGCAGAAGGUCCUGAUGCCCCAGCUGCCUUCACAGGGGUUCAGUUUGCGUGCUCCACCUUCUGAGCAAAAAACCAUUUCAAGCUCUCUUUGGAGGCAUGUUACUUUAACAAUAUAAGCACUUUGCAAGUCAUGUCAGUGAAUGGUAACGUUGAAUAUGGUUUGGGUAGACUUCAGGGUUUCCUAUUCUCGCUGGCUUUCUUGGGCUGUAACCUUCUGGAAUUAACAUUUCUCUGGGUACUGGAAUGGUAUGGAUUUUUAUUGGAGGAUGACGGAUGCAGGCAUCUUAGAUCCUACAACAGGAAAGACCUGGGAGCGGUCUUGAAGGAACAACCAGUCUUGGAAUAGCCAGUGAUUUCUCUGAGGAACCUGGGGUAGUGACCACCUCUCUGCCAAGAGCACGAGGCAGAAUCCUCAGGGCUGUUACUAUAGAAAUAUCAGGAGGUUGCUCGUUUUCCUCCUCCCCCCCACCCCCUCCGACAAUCCCGAAAUAGGGGUGCAGCCGUCCCUGAAUCCCUGUUGAUGUAGCUUCACACAGUACUUGUAGCAAAGCCUAAACUUUGUGUUGUAACCUGUUAUCUGCCAUGUAUACUCUGCCAAUUAACAGAGAGCAUCAGUGUGCCCUGCGUCGUUUGUUGUCCGUGUACCUGAGAUUACAUUUAAAUGUGUUAGUUGUGCAGAAAAAAAGAACCUGCCUUUUUUUACCUCUUGGGUGAAUCUUACUCCUGUCCAAAUUCCAGUAAAAGCACGAAAAUGGUCAACAGGAGUCCCAAGAAGAAGACUUGAUCAAAUUUCCUUGUUAUUGCUUUUUCCUCUCAUCCAAUUUUCUUCCUGGUCAGUUGAGGCCUUUGGUUUAGAAGAUUUUGGAGCCUUGUCUCAGGUUACCCGAGAUAACACUGGUGGCAAUGCUGCCUUGAUAUUUGACUAUGAUCAGAAUUUUAAAUUACUGGUUAUUAGUACUCAGAUUAAUUUUUAAAUGUUCUCACCACAUUCUUCUUUAGUUCUUUUUCUUUCUGUUUCACUAAUCCCUGACUACAACCGAGUACUACACCCAACUCUGUUGCCUCUUCAUUAUUGUUCUGCUAUUCCUCCUCCCUUUGUUUCUAUGGUUCCUUAUUCAUUUCAUUGUGACUUCCUCUAUGCUACAAAUCUGUCUUUCUCUCUCUCUCUCUCCAUUCCUCUUGUCCCCCUCCCUCCAUCCCCCCUGUCCACGCUUCUAUUUUUUUCUCACAAAUGUUUAAAAUUAUCUCCCUCUCACAAAU